Molecule: messenger RNA, 5993 nt
Organism: Diabrotica balteata
Lineage: Eukaryota; Metazoa; Arthropoda; Insecta; Coleoptera; Chrysomelidae
Source: the annotation of a GenBank genome assembly
GCGUUAGAAACGUUGAAAACCAAAAAUACCGUCGCAGCUUCAAAAGUACUUCAAAACAAUGCUGCUCAAACGUCCGUGAUUGCUAAUACUUCUACAAUUUCCACCAUACCCAAGGAGAAGACGUCCAAAGUUGAGACGUCGAGAAGCUCACCGUCGCAUACUUCCCACAUUAACUUUUCCAGAGGAUCGUUCAUAAACACCAUUGAUGACGACCUAAAUCUACUGAAAGAUACUACAGUGGACAAAGAUAAGUCUAGUGUACUUUCGACGGGGCUGGAGAUUUCAAAUUUGAAUUCUCUCAAUCAAUCUCUGUCUGUGAAAAGCGAGGAUCACUUCUCGAAUUUCGAGAAUUUGCAGACUGUUAACUUCGCUGGACUCUCGCUGAAUAUGUUCGAACAACUUAUCAAAGACGAAGACGUCCGCUUAGAAAACCUGAAAACCAUUUUAAAAAUCCGCGAGCAGGCAUUGUUGGACAGAACCAAAGGCGAGCUGGCCUGGUUAGAAAUACAAAGGAAGCAUUUUAAAGAAACGGGCAAGUUACACGAAGCGUCGGUGGUAAAGAAGAAGCAGAGAGGCAUUUUGGUCAAUCAUCAAAAGGAAAAACAUGAAAUGCAGAGGCUUAAGCAAAUGCAAAGGGCUGCAUCGAUAGAAAGGAAAAUCGUUCUUAAAGAACAGAGGAAUCUAAUCCGACAACAACUUUCUACAGACAAUAUGAUGUCCAAGAUGAAAGUGCAUAGUUCGAGGGAAAGGAGAUUAUCCGGACCUUUAAAGGUUCUUCAGAGUCACACAGAGUUCAUAAGGUCCGAAACGUCGGUUACGAAGAGAAGCUCUAGCGAUAAGGAAAAGCAUAGCGAUGUCUUCAGCAUUACGUCACAUCAGUCGAUGACUCAUUCAGUAGUCUCAGAAAUAUCAGAAGUCGAAGUGUCUUCCAAGGAUUUACCAUCGAGGGAGCAACAGAAACACAUUAAAAGGACGCUUUUGAUGCGAGAAGAAGCGCUUAAAAAGCGUAGGAAAGCCGCGGAAGAGCUGCUGCAAUGGCACAAAAAGCUGUUGGAAGAAGAAAAGAGGAUAGCGGUCCUAGAAUCAACUGCGAGUGCUAUUAUUUCGCAAAAACCUAGUAGCUCCAAAUCUCAGGAGAAAUUCAACUUCAAGGGCAAACAACUCAAUCAAUUAUGGCUCAACUUGACGGGCAUAGAAGAAAAGAAAUUCACCGAUGACAAAAUCUACCCGAUGUCGCAGUUAGAUCUGGAGCAUUUCUGCAAAAGUGCCCGCGGGUAUUCCAUCAGAACGAAAUCUUUGUUUAAAAAGACUAGCGAUAACUUAAGUGAGAGUGAAAACAUUCCAACGCAACCAACUACCGAAAAAGACUAUUUGUCCGAUUUUGAAAAGGAAUCUGUGCCACUUACAGAAGUCGAUGGCGUCGACCAAAGCAUCGAUAUACUGAUUAACAAUUUCAACCAGAUCCAAGACGAUAUUUCGACUCUUAAUAUUAUACACAGCAGGAAAUCCGACGAAAGCCUCGCAGAAGACAUUGUCAGCGACAAAUUUGACAGAACUGAUUCAGAAGCAGGAAUAUCCGUCAUAGAAACGAACAGAACCAGGUCUAUGACUGCACCUAAGAAAUUAAUAACUACUUCAGUUGAAGCAGUCGAAGAAAAUGUUCCUAGUUUGGAAAAAUCCAGAGAAAGCACUUCAGAAAAAAUUACGUCGUUAGAAAAGGAUACGGAGAUGAUUCCUUCAUUAGAAGAAAUAAACUUAGAUGAAAAGAACAGCAGCAGUAUCUUGGAAGAGUCCUCAAAGUUAAAACCUUCGUCCAUUUUAUCGGAGCAAUUAAAAACUCAUAUAUCUAAACAUUCAGCUAAUAAAAACGAAGAAGUAAUAACGCAAUCGGAUAUUUCAAAGCUAUCUACAGCUCCAGAUUUAUCCAAACAUGUAACUAGAUCAGUAGAACUGAAGACCUUAGCAAACAAAGAAACUGUUGAACAACAAAUUACAGAAAAUAUCGCAGAAAACAUUUCUGUAGUUACCGAAGAUGCAGACGUUACUGGUGUGGACGUUCCACAUGCAGCAGAUUCCAAAGAAACUCUAAACCAAUCUCAGCAGAUCCUUGAGUUGCUCGGAGAACCGGAAGUGAAGACAAUUCCCGAAGAUUGCUCGGCAAACGCUCAAUUGAAGGACAGUCUGAACGAAUCGGAAGAAAUAUUGUCAAAAUUGAGCCAAAUUAUCAACGAACUAGAAGAUACGGACGAUCAAGUGAUCAAAAGUGUCGAAAUUUCUGAGGAUAGUUCACAAAAAUCUAAAAGUGAUGACCGAGAGAUUUCUAUAAGAGCAGUUGAAGACUUUAUGCCAGGAAAUGAAGAAAUUAUAUCACAUUCUUCGGAAGUUAAGUCCGUAAUAGACCAAGAUCAGUCGAAAUCACAACUAAGUACUUCCAAAUCUGAAGAAAAUAUUAAAUAUCAAUUGCCAACCUCUGAGACAGAAGAAAAUGAAGAAAAUACAAGUUCUGUUAAAAGCAAUGACUUCAAACAUGAAGAAGAUAGUGUUGCAUCAAAAGUGUCAAAAUUAUCUGACGUUAUUAUAUCAAACACUCAAGAAGAUAAUAUAUCACGAUUAUCAGGUUCUGUAGAAGAUGUUAUAUUUGCGACAGAAGAAAAUGAAGAAAUCACAGGUUCCAAAGUUGAAGAGAGCAGCAUUGAAUCGAAAGAAAAUAGAUCUUCUGAAGUUAUUGCAUCAAAAACUGCAGAAUAUAACUCUGAAGUACGUUCAUCGAUAUCUUCAGCACCUUUUAGAUCCAAAUCUGAAGAUAAAUCUGAUACGAAGUUGAAAGCAACUGUAGAAUUCAAAAAGCCCAGCAUCGAGGAAUAUAUCUCCAAAACAAAAUCAACAAUAUCUUCAGAACAAUCUAGAGCAUCUUCAGACUUAAACUCCCAAAACGAAGACGAUACAAAACUGACAGGAUCUCCCAUACAGUCAAACAGCAGCUUCUCCCAGUCUAUAGAAGAUGGCUUGAGUCAGUCUUUAAAAAAAUUGAUUGAGAUCAGCAAAUCAGAUAUACCAUCGGUAAAAGACAGCGGCAGUUUAUCCAAAGUAUCUGAAAGUGAUGUGCUCCAGGAUAUAUCGGCGCUCGAAGACUUCAUUAAGAGUGAGUUGGAACAUACUGAAAGCGAAAGCUGUGCUAAAGUGGAAGCGAGCGAUUUGGAACGUGUUAAAAGCGAUCAGAGUGAAUUGGAACGUGCUAAAGUCCAAGACGACGAAUUGAAACGUGCUGAAAGUGGUGUGAGUGAAUUGGAACUUUCUGAAGCGCAAACGAGCGAAAUAGAACUUGAUGAAAAUAAAGUAAACCUAUUGGAACGAAACGAAAGGUUGGUGAGCGAGUUAGAACGCGCUGGAAGCAAAACGAGGGGGAUGGAACACAUUGAAGACGAAAUGAGCGAUUUUGAAAUUGCUGAAACCGAAGUGAUCAAUCUGGAACGGGCUAAAACCGAAGUGAGCGGUUUGGAACGUGCUAAAGCUGAAGUGAGCGAUUUAGAACGUACUAAAACUGAAGUGAGCGAUUUAGAACGUACUAAAACUGAAGUGAGCGAUUUGGAAGCUGCUGAAAUCGAACUGAGCGAUUUGGACCAUGCUAAGACCGAAAUGAGUGGUUUGGAAUGUGCUGAGACGGAAGUGAACGAUUUGGAACGUGCUAAAAACGUUUCUAUUGAGGAAGUUCUGAAGGUUAACAAAGAUUCUAGCUUCAUAGAAACUGACGACGUUUUCUUAAACGUAAAUGUUGUACAAACUUUUGAAAAUGUAGUCGAUGAAGUAGAAGAUAAUUACAAAGCACUAGAUGAUGCUAUAGGAGAUGAAAGUGAUGAUAGCAAAGUAGCACUUUCUGACAAAUCUAACGAAUCAUUUAUAGUUAACGAUAUUAGCGAUGAACUAUCUCAAAACCAGGAAGAUCCUAUCGAAGAAUCUGAAAAAUUAUCAAAAGAGUUAGAAGCAAAAGAAGUUACUGAAAAAAGUGAUAAAGACUGUUCAAUUACUGAAGAUUUCGAAGAUGAAACUACCUCGAAGAGUUCCCACGUAAUUUCAAAUCUUAGCUAUGGUCUGAUAGGAAAAGCUCAGUCAGAUUCGGAUUCUUCUGUUGCUACUAGCAAGGAAGAAGUUUGCUACGAAGAAAAAGAACAUGAUUCUUUAUCGUCUAUAACUGGAGGAUCUUCUAGUGACGUAUCGGAACUUGUAGUGUUGUCAAAAGAUCAAAAAACGAUGAAGAAUAAAAAGAACAUUGAAGACUUACGUGUUAAAUCGAAGAGUCAAAGUGAUUCCGAGAAUUCGUCGCCUAAAAUGAAUGUGAAGAAACGGGUUUCUGAGAUUUUAGCCGAUGCCAGCUUGUCUAGGGGAGACAAAAGCCCAAGAUUACAAGAUUUGUAUGUGACCACAUAUGAUCUGAUCAGUCCUGCUAAUUCUCCAGAAAGAGCCCCAUCUAGUCCAGUAGAAGAGAACAAAUUGGUAUCUAGCAUAUUUGUCAGCGAAGCUGAAGAAAUCUUACGAAAACAGUUGGCAGUGGAGGAAGAGAUGAAGGCUAUAACGGAGCAACUACAGAAGGAGCAAAUGCCUGUGAUGUACAUCAGGGAAAUCCCCAACAAACCCCCACCUCCGUACACACCACCCACGUCUUUAACACAACCCUCUGUACCGACGAUUAUUCCUACUGCGGAGGAAAUCGAAGAAAUUACAAUGUAUUCGGCGAAAAUCCUGCACAAGGCGUAUUUGUCGAAUAAUUUGGUUAAUGUUAACAUCUCUAAUAACACGUUAAGUCUGAUUUCCAAGAAUAUAUCGAAGGAUUGCUACAAAUUCGUGUUUGAUUUGUGUAAAGACAUCGCAAGAAAGCAUUACAGCCAAUUCGAAGAAGAUCAUUCGCCGUCUUGGUUGCGCGUUCCCAAGAAAGCAGACUUUUCGCCUGUCAAACCAUUCGAUACAGAAAGCCUAAAACUUCACAUGAUACAACAGCUCAAGGAGAUUUUCGGCUACCAGAAACCACCGAAAACGGAAAGCGUCAACAUCAAAUGGAACCGGAAGAAGAGCGACCACGUCUACGAUAUUUUGGUAUUGGAGUGUCAGCAAGAAGAAGCCCAAUUUACGAACUACCAAAAGGACGAGUUGUUGGUGAAAGAUCAAAUAACGAACGAAAUAUUUGACAGUUUAUUAAAAGAUACCGCUAGUGUUUUAGCUAGGUUAUUGUUAAAGGGGAAUUAAGUGGCGAGAUUAACGGAAAUAGUGCGAAAAUGGCAAUGUUGUACGCCUAGCGGAGUAGUCCGAGAGCUAUGAUAUUUUCCCCACACUAUGAAGUAUCUUUGACUGAUAAUAAUAUAUUAUAAAUGAUCCAGUUUUAUGGAAACAUAUAUUUUGUCUAAAAAACUUUUAUGAAUCGUUAAAAGCGUCUUCUGAAUUGCCUUAUCUGCUAACAGUUCUCAAUUCUUUUAAGUUUUACAUUUUUAAUACUUAAUUAGUCAAGAUCAUAUUUUUCUAUUGGAUCAACCAUAUCAACCGCAUCAACCAUAGUAAGUUAUUAGCUCUGGUACAAUAUAGACUAUAAUAUAUUAUAAUUAUUAAUAUAAAAUAUAAACUAUAAAGUUUUUACAAAGUUGAUUAUAAUUUAGAAUUUUUCUUGAAGCAUCACUUAUAUUUGAUUAUACAAUUUCCUUUUCUUUAAAAACCUAAUGAUUUUGUUAAAAUCCGCGCUGUCUAAAGCGCACUUUAUAUCACUUGGUAGUCCAGUAGCUUGUCUUUCCAUUUGAUAUAAUGGACAGUCUAUAACAAUGGGGCCUACAGUUAUAUUGGUAUCACAGGAGUAGCAUAUUCUAGGAGGUUCCUUCCUUAGUAGGUGUUCGUGCGUUAGUCUGGUAUGUCCUAUUCGGAUACGAUUUAGUAUAACCUGGUCCCUUCGCUUUACUAAAAUUGGUAUUUUCGCUGAUAGAUCUGGGUUUGCUUGCCGCAAUUUAUUAUUUGGU